Molecule: messenger RNA, 2010 nt
Organism: Kwoniella botswanensis
Lineage: Eukaryota; Fungi; Basidiomycota; Tremellomycetes; Tremellales; Cryptococcaceae
Exons: 14
Coding region: 1-2010 (669 amino acids)
Biological process (GO): monoatomic ion homeostasis; monoatomic anion transport; transmembrane transport
Cellular component (GO): plasma membrane; basolateral plasma membrane; fungal-type vacuole
Molecular function (GO): solute:inorganic anion antiporter activity; borate efflux transmembrane transporter activity
Source: RefSeq, a predicted model, not a curated record
AUGACAUCAACCCAUCAUCGGCGUCCAUCACAUUCCUCUACCAGCCAUAACCUCCCGCCCUUAUCUCCUUCCAUAUCCCGUCCUAGACCUAUCCCACCCACCAACCCACCUGAACCUCCUCUCACACUCUUACAUUCUACCACCUCACCUAUCACACCGUAUCGUACCACCUCCCAUGCUCCGAGGGAAGAUGACGAUGAAAAGGGGAAACGAAAGAGGAAAUGGUGGAGGGUUAGAUUAGGGUACGGGAUGUAUAAUGAUAUAAGGAAUAGGAUACCUUGGUAUAUAAGCGAUUGGACGGAUGCUUGGAACUAUAGAGUUAUACCUUCUACAUGGUUCAUAUUCUUCGCAAAUGUCUUGCCGGGCUUAGCAUUCUCUUUAGAUCUCAUAGAAACUACAGGUCAAUAUGGUGUACAGGAGGUUUUGCUAUCUUCUUUCAUGGCUGCUUUUGUCGCUUCUUUCCUGGGUGGUCAACCGUUAUUGAUAUCAGGAGUGACGGGUCCCAUAACGGUCUUCAAUAAGACCAUAUACGAUAUAUUCGAGAACAAACAGAAUGGACCCAAUUAUCUUCAUUUUAUUGGUUGGACGUACCUAUGGGCAGCGAUAUUUCAUUGGGUAGCGGCCGUCAUGAAUGCUGUCCAAGGUCUCAAAUAUGUCACUCGAUUUUCAUGCGAUACAUUCGGUUUCUACGUUGCAGCUGUAUACGUCCAGUAUGGGAUACAAGUGGUCACACGGCAGUUCGGCCAAACCUCAACACCAAGCGCUUUCUUGGGCAUAAUUCUAGCGAUCCUCACACUUGUCUUACCGCACUAUUUCAACUCGUUAGCCAAAUCAGGUUAUAUCAAUAAACAUUUCCGGAGGUUUUGUGCCGAUUAUGGUAUGCCCAUCACUAUCAUCGCGAUGACCGGUCUAGCAUAUUGGGGAAGGUUCGAUCAAUAUGUUUUGGAAAAUGGUAUGACCCUUCCCACUACUCCCACUUCGUUCCAACCUGCCAGCGAUCGACCUUGGCUCGUUAGGUUUUGGCAAUUAGAGGGCAAAUGGGUGGGAAUCGCCUUACCGUUCGGUUUCGUACUAUUCAUAUUGUUCUACUUCGAUGCGAACGUAUCUUCGUUGAUUGCUCAAGGCUCAGAGUAUCCUCUACGGAAACCACCAGGGUUUCAUUGGGAUUUCUUCCUACUGGGAAUAACCACAUUCAUAGCUGGUUUACUGGGCAUACCAGCUCCCAAUGGUUUGAUCCCUCAAGCUCCUCUACAUACCGCUUCGUUGGUGGUUAUGGGCUACGAGGAUGAUUCUGCGACUUCGUCAACUACUGCCAUCUCACCUACACCGGAAAGGUCUUCAUUGGACCGACGAGAAAGUCAAACGGAUAUACAGCUGGGAGAAAUGGAAAAUGGUAAUGGUAGUAACCUCAGUAAGGCAGAACAGAACGGUUUGAAAAGAAGAACGAGUAUCCCCGCAAGCGAGAUUCGUCGGAGAGGUAGUCCUACCGAUGACGAGGUUACCAUGACGAGGAAUACGAAAAGGGACGAAGAUCGAAGGGAAGUACCUGUCGCAGUGGUGGAACAGAGGGUAUCGAAUCUCUCUCAAGGAUGUUUAUGUCUGAUCCUCAUGACUAAACCAUUCGAGCAUGUCUUAGGACUAAUUCCCAAAGGCGUCUUAGCGGGAUUAUUCUGGUACAUGGGAUCCGACGCAUUGUUAACAUCAGGAGUAACAGCCAAGAUCCUCUAUCUGAUAAGAGAUAAAAGGGCUACAAGUCCUUCCGAGCCAUUGCAUAAUGUUCGGAAAAGCAGGAUACUUUGGUUCACUAUAAUUGAAUUGAUCGGAUUUGGCGCUACGUUCGCCAUCACGCAGACAAUAGCAGCGAUUGGAUUCCCAAUUAUAAUCAUGUUGCUUGUACCUCUACGUAUAUUGAUCGUACCCCGUCUGGGCUUUAGUGAGGAUGAGUUAGCAAUCUUAGAUGGGGCCGUAGCGAGUCCAUUUACAAUGGAAUCUGUGGGAGGAUCUAUAUAA